CGGUUCCUCUUGGCCAUAGCCAUCCUACUCUGAAACCGUGCUUUCUGCUCUGUAUCAAAGCGACUACGCAGUACAGGAGCAGAAGAGGAGGAGGUAACUCUGCCAUGUCUACGAGGGCGCACAGGGUGGCGACGCACGCUGCGUCGGCGGCGGGGGCGAGAAUGAAGGGUCGGCGGCCGCCGAGCGUGGUGAGGGAGAUCGUGUACGGGAUGAGCCUGGGGCUCUUCGCGGGGUACCUGUGGAAGCUGCACCACUGGAGCAACCAGCGGCGCACCCGCGAGUUCUACGCCCUGCUCGACGAGGGCAGGAUCUCCGUCGUCGUCGACGAGCCGGCCGGAGCCAAGGAGUAGUAGUUUCACCUACCUACUAGGAGAGGUAUUUUCAGUCCGUGCUUCCAUAGAUCAUCAGUAGCAGAGUUGAUAGCGGUUUGGUUUGCUUUGUUUAGCUAGCUAGCUAGCUCAGCUCUCUUCUUCCUCGUGUCACUGUGGAAUAUGUACUGCAGCUCCAGCACUGCUGCCUGCCUUUGUCUGGUUCCCGAACGAAGAGAAUAAACUGAUGCGUGGCAUUCAUCAGUAGAGGCUGCAGA
Messenger RNA from Triticum dicoccoides, 586 nucleotides. Its product is annotated as putative cytochrome c oxidase subunit 5C-4. The record is from RefSeq and is a predicted model, not a curated record. Lineage: Eukaryota; Viridiplantae; Streptophyta; Magnoliopsida; Poales; Poaceae. Bases 105 to 350 code for a protein of 81 amino acids. The transcript has a single exon.